Filobasidium floriforme is the source of this 1488-nucleotide messenger RNA. RefSeq lists its product as uncharacterized. The record is from RefSeq and is a predicted model, not a curated record. Bases 1 to 1488 code for a protein of 495 amino acids. Lineage: Eukaryota; Fungi; Basidiomycota; Tremellomycetes; Filobasidiales; Filobasidiaceae. The transcript has a single exon.
AUGAAUAGAACAACUUGGAGAGGCCCCUUUGAGGAUGCAACUUCUGGCCGGCAUUAUGUCGAGUGGGUUGAUCCAAAUGGGCACAUCAUGGGUCGGGACUACGACAAUCUACCCAAUGUAGACCUCUCAGCUUUAACGGGAACAUCUCUACAAGAACCCUCUUACCCUGAUGGCAGAUCUGCUAUUAAAACCACAUAUGCAGAGAGUGUGCCAUUCAGCACUAAUGCCAUGACUGGCACAUACAACCCAUUGUCUAGUGGUCAGGCUAGUUUCUCACAAGGAUUCACAGCUUACGCUCCGGCAGGCACUGCACCCAUUGAUUAUGAUGAGCACAGUCAAGCUCGUCAAGGUUCAAUUGCAUUCAUGCUAUCAACAGAGGCUGCAGCAAGAACAACGAGCUAUGAACAGCAACACAAUCUCUGGACUUCUGGGUUCAAUGAUCCACUAACUCAGCCGGAGCUGGGUCCUGGGCCUUACGGUUCCUCAUCACAUCUCUCAGAUUUUGCAACUAUAUCUCAUGUACAACCAAUGGGCAGAGAAGACUUGGCUCUGCCCAAUCAAACGGUGCCCCUGCAAGGUCCAAGGACAGUGCGGCUUCUGGGCUGUAUCACGCAGUUGCCUGAGAAGACCACAGAUAAUCAAAUUCAGGAAAUAAAAGCCUUCUUAGCGAAACUUGAUACCCACAAGAGCACACCAAAGUUCAUAGCAGCACAACAAAUUGGAAGAUCUCCAGAAGAUCAGCUGGAGUUCUUGACAGGACUUCAAAAAGCUGUUGAAACAGGAGGUCUUGUUGCAUUUGGCAAUGGCAAACACUUUCAUGUCUCCACAUGUGGGGGUAGUAACUGUUCAAGGGUGAUGAUCUUCAAGACACAGAGUGGGGGACGCUGUCAUUACUGCCAGGAAAAGCUCAGGAAAGGAAAGACCAAGCGGAGCCCGCCAGGAAAUUUAUCCCACAGCCAAUUUUCUUUGGCAAGCAAUGGAGACCAAACCUCAUAUCAUAUGCAGACACUUCCUUGCACAAGUGACGAUCAGCACGAUCCAGUUGAUCUUUCCAACAAAGACAACAUCAUGCUUGACAGGUAUACAGAGCAGAGAGCAUCUGCAGCCAGUGGAAAGGUGGCCAAUCUCCUAGGGGAGAAGGUGACCCUGCCAGACAUCAGUGAUGCCCAAGUUGACCAAUUUAACCAUUUCCUGUGGAGACUGGUUGGGGUCAGUCAAAUCAGGGUUAGGGAGGAAUUGGAAGCCGACAAGACUCCAGAUCAACAUCUUAACUUCUUGGUAGGGCUGCAGCAGGCCGUUGGCGCAAAGGCAGCAUACGGGAACUGGUAUCUGAACCCUGGAAAGAAUUAUUGGGUUGUCAAAUGCUCGUAUGGCGUCUGCGACCGGAUAGCAAUCAGAGACAAUUCUGCAGAAGAAUUCUGCGACAACCAUAACGAGGCAGCUAUGAAGCGAAGAAAGCGGAGAUUUAACAAGAUGGACAGACAUUGA